Messenger RNA from Clunio marinus, 225 nucleotides. Lineage: Eukaryota; Metazoa; Arthropoda; Insecta; Diptera; Chironomidae. The record is from the annotation of a GenBank genome assembly.
AUGUUUGUUGCUGACAUUCCACCUAUCAUUACUACUAAAAUUCUAUCAGAGUGCGUGUGGAGUUCUCAACACAGAAGUGAAGUUUCUGUUUACGAUUUCAAUGUCAAGCUAAGUAUAGAUGUUCAACUAUCUAUCAAAAAGAAAGAAAAAUCCCACAAUGCGAUCUCAAGGCUGUCAGAUGUGUGUGAAUUAAAUGUGAUCUUCCCAUCAAUGGAAAUCAAAUAA